AUGACCAAACUAUACGACGUAAUCAUCUCCGGAGCCGGCCCCGUCGGCCUCCUCCUGGCAUGCGAGCUUGGUCUCGCCGGCUCCUCCGUGCUCCUCCUUGAACGCGACGUCAAGCCCGAGUCGGCGUGGAAAAGCAAUCCCGUUGGCUUCCGUGGUCUCCACCUCCCCUCCAUCGAGCUCCUCUACCGCCGCGGCCUCCUCGACAAAUUGUACGACCUCUCCGAGCGGCCCCACCUGCCGCCGAAGGGGCCCGGCAUGCAGUUCGGCGGUCACUUCGCCGGCAUCCCGCUCAACCUCAACCAGCUCGACCUCAACCGCUGGAAGUACCGCCUUCCGGGCCCCUCGCUGAUGCCGGGACCCAUCACGAUCGACCGCAUCGAGGCGGUGUUGGCGGAGCGCGCUGAGAGUCUUGGUGUGACAAUCCUCAGGGGUCACGGGUUUAAGAGAAUCGUCAAAGAGAACGAUAACGACAUUACGGUCGAGGCGGGAGAGGAGGGGACGACCUUCAGGGGCAGGUGGCUCGUGGGCUGCGACGGCGGCCGCAGCGUCAUUCGCCACGCGGCCGGGUUCGAGUUCGCCGGGACGGAGGCGACCCUGACCGGGUACGUCGUCCACUGCGACCUGGAUCAUCCCGACAGGCUAGUGCCGGGGUUCCAGCCGACCAGGAACGGCAUGUACAUCUUCAGGAAGCCCGACACGGUCUACCUCAUGGACUUCGACGGCGGCGCGGGACGCACGCAGGAGCUCUCCCGGGAGCGGAUCCAGGACAUACUGAACCGCGUCACGGGGAAGACGGACGUGCAGAUCACCGCGAUCCAUCUCGCCACGGCGUUCACGGAUCGCAGCAAGCAGGCGACGGAGUAUCGAAGGGGGAGGGUCCUCCUCGCCGGCGACGCCGCGCAUAUUCACCCGCCCCUCGGAGCCCAGGGCAUGAACACCGGCCUCGGCGACGCCAUGAACCUGGGUUGGAAGCUUGCUGCGUCGGUUCGACGGGAGAGAGAGAACGGCGGCGGCAGCGGCGGGACCGACUACGAGCUGGUCGAUACGUACGAGAAAGAGAGGCAUCCGAUCGGGGAGUUCGUGCUGGAGUGGAACCGUUCACAGGUCGCGGCGCUCCGGCCUGACGAGACGGGGUACGCGGUACAGAAGCUCAUCCGCGAUCUCAUCAACACUGAUGACGGGGUCAACCACUUCAUCGAUCGCGUAUGGGGUCUUUCGCAGCGAUACGAUCUCGGCGGCGAGGCUCACCCGGCUGCCGGACGGAGCACGCCGGAUUUCACGUUUAUGGAUGGCUCGAGGCUUGGUCCGAAGAUGGAAGGUGGACGGGGCAUCCUCGUCGAUUUUGAGAAUGACGGGGAAUUUAAGGAUCUCAUUGCCAACGGGGCAUACGAGGGCCGAGUCGACUACAUCGGCGCGGAUGUUGAAGACAGGCGCGGGAUCCGCGCCCUCUUGAUAAGACCAGACGGAUUUGUUGCAUGGGCGGUGGAGGAGAAAUCAGAAAAUGAUAUUGAUGGUCUAAAGAAGGCGCUGGAGAAGUGGUUUGAGUUCUAG
This is a messenger RNA of Colletotrichum karsti, 1551 nucleotides long. Its product is annotated as FAD binding domain-containing protein. The transcript has a single exon. Lineage: Eukaryota; Fungi; Ascomycota; Sordariomycetes; Glomerellales; Glomerellaceae. The record is from RefSeq and is a predicted model, not a curated record. Gene Ontology annotation, molecular function: FAD binding. The coding region runs from base 1 to 1551 and encodes 516 amino acids.